Molecule: messenger RNA, 1991 nt
Organism: Salvia miltiorrhiza (redroot sage)
Lineage: Eukaryota; Viridiplantae; Streptophyta; Magnoliopsida; Lamiales; Lamiaceae
Product: probable disease resistance protein At1g58390
Exons: 2
Coding region: 17-1984 (655 amino acids)
Biological process (GO): defense response to other organism
Molecular function (GO): ADP binding; protein binding
Source: RefSeq, a predicted model, not a curated record
ACUAUAAUGAUGGUCUAUGGAUGCAGUUGGCCUAAUUAAGGUAACAACGAACAUGGCAAAGGCCCUCAUCUCAUGGGUGAUACGAAGGCUUGAGAGAUCGUUGGUUGAGUUAUCGGAUUCCUCCGACGGGAAGAUAGAAAAAGUAAUUCAUGAGAUGAGAAUUAUUCUUGAUUUCUUGAGAGACAAGAAAUUGGGAAAAGGGAGCAGGCUAAAUUAUUUCAUAGCUGACAUCGCCGAUAUGGUUCGCGAAGCCCUCAACGUCGAGGAUGACUCGAGCAUCUACGCUAAGCUUCAUCACCUCGAGACAUGGGUCGGAGAGGUGAAAACGCGCGUGCUUAAAUAUGGAGUUGAUGGGGCGGAGAAUAGCUUAGAAGGAGACGACGGCGAUGACGAAGAAGGAGAUGCAGUAGGGUUGGAAAAAGACGUGAAGCGACUUCUUCACAGAGGUGUUUUUAGCGAGGAACAAGAACUUCAAACUGCUACUAUCCCAGGCAUGGUUGGUAUUGGGAAGAUGACUCUUGCGAGACAAGUAUACAACCAUGCAGGCGUCAAAGAUCGAUUCGACCGUCGUGUUUGGGUUAGUGUCGCAAGUGAGUUGAGUCAUAAAGAGGUGCUUAAGAAACUGUUACAACAGGUGGUAGAAUGUGAAGAACUAGAAAGAGAUUUGUUAUUGAAGAAAAUGGAGUAUGCGGACAACCGAUGUCUGAGACAGAUGCUUCACCAACGGUUGCAAGGAAUGCGAUAUUUCAUAGUUCUUGACGAUUGGCCCGAAGAAAUGUGCUUGAAAUCUAUCUUGAAAGGUCUUCCACAUGAAGACAAAGGAAGUAGAUUGCUGCUCAGAAAGGGAACUUAUUACAUAGACGCAGCCACUCAUUACAAUCAUGACAUAAAGUGUUUGGAUUAUGAUAGUAGCUGGCAAUUGUUUCUGAAAAUAAUAUUCUCAGCCACAAGUGAGUACACAUUCCCAAAGAAGUUGGAGAAGAAGGCAAGAGAGAUGUUGGCAAAAUGCGGCGGUCUGCCAUUGGCUCUAAAAGAUGUGGGAAAACAGUUAGCAAAGAAGAGAUGCUCAGGGAUUGAAUGGGAAGAAAUUCUUCAGCAACCAAUAGAUUUGAGUGCAAUAUUGGAGAUAUUGGAAUUGAGCUAUCAAAAAUUUGAUCCAAAACUGAAGUCAUGUUUCUUGCAUCUGGCCUUCUUCAAGGAAAAUUCAACACUGAGAGCAGAAAAGUUGAUGCAGAUAUGGGCAGCAGGAGAAAUCGUCCCAGAAUUCGAAACUAAGACAUAUUUAUAUGAGUUAAUUAGGGAAUCCAUUAUUGAAGAGACGGAUUUCACCAUAUACGAUGGAAUAAAAUGUUGCCGCGUCAAUGCUCUUCACAGGCUAUCCAUUGAAAAAGCAUAUGAGGAUGUAAGUUUCGAGAUUUUAAGCAGUAAUGGAAACGCUCAACCCUUGCAGAGUCCUCGUCAUCGCGUUAUCAAAUGUAGCAGAGACAAGUUCAACUACUCCACGGAUCGAGAUAAACAUCUUGUUUCUCUCUUCUUCCAUGGAGGUGGCUACUUGAACGCCAGUCCAUCUUAUUGGAAGAGCUUUGAACUACUUAAGAUACUCGACUUGGAAGAUUUCGGGCUCAAGAUUUUACCAGAAAGUAUCGGCACAUUGAUGGAGUUAAGAUACUUGGGAUUGAGAAACAACUACUUACAAGAGCUCCCACGCUCGUUGAAGUGCUUGAAAAAACUCAAGGUUCUUGAUAUAGCUCUAAACUUUAUAAUGGAGAUGCCAGAUAUUAUAUGGGAAUUGCGUAGCCUCGGUCACAUCUACAUGUCUGAUGUGAUUUGCCGCAAGCCUUUGAAGAUAGACGCACUGCGGGCUCUGGUGAGCUUGACCUACAUCUCUCUGUUGAUAAUUGGAUAUAUGAGCUCUCGGGCUUGCAAACGUUGUACAGUCUCCGAAAACUGGGGAUUCAAGAACUGGAUGCAAACUCAAAUGUAAGCAAGCU